Molecule: messenger RNA, 942 nt
Organism: Drosophila nasuta
Lineage: Eukaryota; Metazoa; Arthropoda; Insecta; Diptera; Drosophilidae
Gene: Gbp1
Product: Growth-blocking peptide 1
Exons: 1
Coding region: 316-669 (117 amino acids)
Source: RefSeq, a predicted model, not a curated record
UUUUUUGUAUGCUUGAACAGCAGAGAAAAAACUUCAGAUUCCACUUCCACUUUCCAGCUUCCAGUUGGCUAACAAGCUCAAUUGUAGUUGGUAUAUUUUUUGUUUAUUAUAACGAGGCAAUAACAAUCAAUUCUUAUCUCAAGUGGUGCUCAGGUCGGCCUGUUUAUUUCUCAGCCAGACUGUUGUCUGUUUGGAGAUCAUCAUACAGGGGGCUCCAGUCACCGAUAGCUAUUGUCAGUCUCGAAAGCUCUGUUGAAGCAGCCAAACGCGUUUUAUUUUUCGCUGCUCUCCAGUAAACAAAUAAACAAAUAAAUAAUGCAUCACAACGUCGUUAACGCUCUUCUCUUGGCUAUUGUGAUUUGGCAUAUAUGUGAAGCUGAAUUACGUCUAUGUGCUACUACCAAAGACGAUCGCAUCAUCUUCCCAGACGAUAAUAGAGAUACGUGGAACAAUAUUAAUGCUAGCUCCACCACAGAAAUACCUUUAAACAGCACAACAGCGACCUUGGAUGAUCUGCACCGCAAUACGACUCAGGACUUAAACCGAACAACAACAACAACAACAACAACAGAGCUGCCUGACAUUGGCAAUCGAAUUCUUGUGGACACUCUGCCGGUUUGUGAGCCGGGCUUUCAACUGCGAGCGGGUCGAUGUCGUAAAUCGGCUUAAUCAAAAAUACAUAAAAUCGUUACUUGUAAUGUAUUAAGAGUGAAGUUUUGAGUAUUGCAACCAUCAUUAUUACUCAAUAGUGACUGCGAAAAGUAUUUUUGAGAUUUCGCCGAAUAUGAAAUACCCUACUUCAUAUGCAAAAAUAACCGUCAUAAGUAUUAUAUAAGUAUCUUAAAAUAAAAUAAAUAAAAUGAUACAACACCUCGGUAUGUAUUACGACUGCGAAUUACUUUACCAAAUGAGUUUCGCUUGGGACAAACACUUGAUGAGGUA